This is a messenger RNA of Asterias rubens (European starfish), 4219 nucleotides long. RefSeq names its product four-jointed box protein 1-like. The record is from RefSeq and is a predicted model, not a curated record. NCBI's taxonomy places the organism in Eukaryota, Metazoa, Echinodermata, Asteroidea, Forcipulatida, Asteriidae. Gene Ontology annotation, biological process: cell-cell signaling. Bases 331 to 2175 code for a protein of 614 amino acids. The transcript has 6 exons.
CUAUAGGAUUGUCUGUCCACGUCUUACAUGAGGACAAAAGAAAACACCACACGGGCCCCGUACCUGGCCUACUUGCUUUAGAAUACUCAACUCAUCUACGACAGUAGUUGCCAACAAGUAGCUCACCACCACACUGCGAUCAUUGGAGCUCGAACUCGGACCGACCCAUGAGUUUCCAGACUCGGAGAUUUCGAUAACUCAUUGGCAGUUUACGCCCUCCUUGUCUGCCCAGGGUCGCAACUAUCUUAACUUCCACUAAGCAGAAAGGACCUACCCACACCUUAUGGUCUCAAACUAUUUACCCCAGUGCCGCGCGACACCAGCGAAGACAUGAGAAGCCUGACAGUUUUUGGCGGGAUUUUCGAGUGCGGUUUUUGUUUGUCUUUGUUUCUGUGCCAUGCUGCCGCUUCAUACGGCGAUGGCUCUGUCCAUUUGCAAGGCAAGUUCAGCCUCGACGUCAACCUGCAGAGAGAAUUCGACAAGACCGUGUCAGAGGUCAAAAACAUUCUGAACUUUACUGAUAAGGAACUGCUGGACAAACUGAACCAUACUAUUUACAAGGGUCUACUGAAUCACGUUAUCAGGGAGUCAGGGUACCUGGCUGAGUUCCAUAGCGGCAUUCCCGAAGCAGACGACAAUAUGGUCAACGAGUUGGAAAAGGCGGGAUUUGUUGUGCUGGCAAAUCUAGCCAAGAAAGACGUACGUGGUGGGGCCUCCAUUGAUACUGUUCUGACGUCAGAAUCUGAUGGGGCAUGUGCCCCAUUGGUACCUCAUGUUGAGGGUGGUGGCAGACACCGUGGUUUUUACACCAAACCGUCAGCAACUCGCAAUGCAUCUGAACAACUUCCUCACAAAGUCCAACAUCAUAACAAGAAGUCAACUCUACUUGACCCAGUGUCACCUCUACUUGACCCCGUGUCGAGUGCCCAGCUGGACUCUCGCUCUGGAUCAAAAGCAGCGAAGGACACGAACAGCAUUGGUUCCGAACACAAAAAGCCUGCAGAAGAGCAAGGACAAACGGAGAAUGAUUUUAACUUAAUUCUGGAAGAUCCUUUGAGUAAAGUGACUCAUCGAGAUACCCAAAACACAAUGCAAGACGACAGAGGUGUAUCAUCAGCUAGUGACAACAAUAGGUUGGUCAACAAAGAAGGCUUGCCGAUCCUUGAAGACGAUUUAUACUGGUCAGAAGAGCUCGAAGAGGUGUCACCAAAAGGUUUUAGCCAACUAGAACUUGAGCAGUGGAAACAGAGUUUAUCUUCACAAACUGUGCAAUCCGUCGAGCCCGGUAAUCCGAAUAAAUGCGGCAGGGAAAAGAAUCGAUUUCUUGUAUUGAAUGAUGGAACGAGGCUGUGUGCUCGGUAUCGACACCCAUUAAUUACGAGUAUGACCGGAGAGCUGUACAGCUUCCACCUAGGGCGCAUGCUCGGUAUGACGAACUUGCCGCCAUUACACGUCUCCAUAGCAACGACAAAUGACACUCUCUGGAGUGGUCUGGAAUCCCACUUCAAUGCUGCAGAAUGGGAGGACGGGAGAAUGGUGUUGCUGACUAAAUGGAUUGAAGAUCUUGGCGGUGCCUUCUUCCCAGAUAUGCUCGUCACGGGACCAUUCCCCGUUGGGAGCAAUUACUCGCAGUUAAGACAGCUUAGAAGCGAAGAGCUCCUCGCACUUCAUCAAUGGAGUGAUCUUCUCGUAUUUGACUUCCUUAUUGCCCACUUCGACAGGCUCACCAUAAACUUAGCCGGUGUCCGUUAUUACGACGACAUCUCGAUCCUGAGAACCCAGGUCCACAACUUGGUGCAGCAUCCACAAACCAAACAGCUGUGGAUUGUGGAUAACGAGAGUGGACUCCUCGACGGCUAUUCAUUCCUUCAGGUAGAGAACAAAGACAGCUUACUGCACAGCGAGCUCCAAAAGGAAUUACUACAGAAAAUCUGCAUAUUCCGCCGGUCGACUGUCGAACGCGUGAGGGCGCUGUUGGAAGACCCGAAUCCCGCCCGACUGCUCACGGAGCGGGUGCUUCGGGAGGAUCCACUCAGUAGAGGGGUGUUCCCUGAGUUUGAUAAGAUCCAUAAGCACGGAGGGAUGCUUAGAGAGAGAUUGCAGAUUGUUCACUCGUGGAUGGAAAGCUGCCAGAAACAAAACAUUGCCAAGAAUGCUGGAGAGUCGCAAUCAUAGAGCUAUAUAUAGCUCUAUGGUCGCAAUACACCUCUGACCACUCCCCCUUUUAGUCGUCGCCCUUUACGUCAUGGGUUUUAGAGCCCUUUUUUUCUCGAAACAACAGUAUUAGCUCUGGCUUAAGCCCGGUUCAUACUUUCUAAUGUGAUACGAAAUUCGACGUCACAAAAUUCGCAACGAGCAAAUCGCAUCAGUCCAAAUGUGCUGAACUCCUUGUAAACGUUCGCUGUAAAAACAGCCAGGUUACGUCAACAUUCGUAUCGCAUUAGCUUUAAUUGCAUUCGCAUUCAAGUAAAACCUUACUGUGGUAUAUUGUGGUGUCCUUUAAUACCACGAAAGAAUUCUCUGCAGCAAGAUAUUCGAAGAAAACAAAGUCUCAUAAUUAGUUUUUUGAUCAUUUUGUUGUGAACUCGAUCUUGUGGCUAUGUAUUGUGGUUUCAUUUUACACGACCAAGAGCAACACGAUUUCGCUACUUUAAGAUUUAAGAAAACCAGAAUCUUAAUUCACUUGUAUUAUGUAGUGACUCUUUUGGAGCAGAUGAACAGAAAACUUCAUAGCAUAAUAAUAGUAAGGUAUAGGCGUUUACACAGUCUGCGUUCACUUAAACGUACUGUGGUGUUUUGAGGUGUCGAAGAAAAACGCAUUUCCCACCGGCCCUUCAAGAUUUUAGGAAAAAAACACAAUCUUAGUUUACUUUUAUUCUGUUGGGAUUCUUGUGGACCAGAGGAACAGAAAAACACCACAGCAUAUAGUUUUCAUAUAGUUAGGUGUUUAUACAGGCUGCGUUCAUUUAAAUAUACUGUGGUGUAUUUUGGUAUCCUUCUAUACCACUUAGAAGUAAAACAAAUUCUCUACUUCCAGAUUUUACAAUUAAACAAAGUCUUGGUGCACGGGUCAUUUUGUAGUGAACUCUUUUGGAGCAGAUUAACAGAAACCUUCAUAGCAUAUUACUCAAUGCUGCAAAGGUGGUUACACAGUCUGUGUUCACUUAAUAUACUGAUGUACUGUGGUGUUUUGUGGUGUCAAGUAAAACGCAUUCCCCACUGGCAAGAGUUUAGAGGGAGAACAGAAAUCUUAGAUUUAUAAGGUUUCUAUAUUGGUUGGACCUCUAUCAUUGAAACAUUAUGUCCAAAUCAGCAUUAUUUAUUUUUUAGGGGUGUGGAAAUUAUUUCCCCCGGGGCGUAAGCAUCAACUUUUGUCUGAUGACUUUUCCCUGGCCCUUCAUGUCAACUUUUGUCUGACGCAUGUACAUAAUUAUAAAUGAACUAAUCUAGAGUUACAAAAUUCGAAAAUAGAUUUUGAUCGAGUGGUAUUAUAUUAUAUUAUUAGUUCCAUCUAUCAUUUUGAAGCUGGUAUUCAUUUUCGUCAAGUCCUAAAAUUCUGAUUGCGUACAAAACAACUUAAUUUAUUAUUUGUCAAAGUUCUUUCCAUAAGGUAUUUCCUCCUUCUAUAUUUAUGGGAUUGUGUAAUUUGAUUUCUUCUGAGGCGCUUGCGCAGUUGAAAGAAAACUCCGAGGUAAUAGCCGUGACAUGUGACAUCAUACUUUCAGCAGGCUCGCAAGUAAUGCCUGCCUAGAUAUCGGCCUUUUAGAACCUGCUGGUUUCCUGCCAGACGACCUUUCUUCUGCAUGUCAUGGUCACAAACAGAACUGAUUAUAUCUUUUCAUAACGCACAUUAUCGUCGAAGUGAAAUUACUCUCAAAAUGUGAUAUACUAUUGAUAGGUAUUGUACUUCUAACAAGUAACUUUAUUGCCAGUAAUUACAAGAUUGCUUAUCAAACGUGUGUCUUCUUUAUAAAGGCACUGGACACCUUUGGUGAUUGUCAAAGACUCACCAACAUAAAAAAGUAACAAUUCUGUGAAGAUUUUGACUCAAUUGGUCAUCGAAGUUGAAGUUGCACAAAAUAGUGUGCUUUUAUUAUGCUUAAAAAGGGCUUCAGUCCUGAAGUCUUCUCAUUUGAGAGAACGUUACUUCUUUCUCGAAACUAAAUGACUUCGGAGAGAAGAGAGAGCCGUUUCUCACAAUGUUUUAUACUAUCAUCAG